CGGCCGCCCAGCAGGGCCGCCCGCUCCCCCCUCUCCGCGGCGGAGACUCCGGCUGGUGCUCGCGGCCGCUUCGAGGUUUUGUAGUGCUUCCCGAGCAUGAGUGCAGAAUGAAGCGGCGAUUGGAUGAGCAGGAGUCACCUGUGUAUGCGUCGCAGCAGAGACGUAUCACCAGCAGCACAGAGGCUUUCCAGCACCAGCACCGCGUGCUCGCCCCGGCACCGCCCGUAUAUGAGGCGGUUUCGGAGACCAUGCAGUCUGCCACUGGGAUCCAGUACUCGGUAACUCCCAGCUACCAGGUGUCGGCUGUGCCGCAGAGCUCGGGCAGCCAUGGGCCUGCCAUCGCAGCCGUCCACAGCGGGCACCACCACACCACCCCAGUGCAGCCGCACGGCAGCCAAGUGGUGCAGAGCCACACUCACCCCACCCCGCCGGCGGUGCCCGUGCAGGGCCAGCAGCAGUUCCAGAGGCUUAAGGUGGAGGAUGCACUGUCGUAUCUUGACCAGGUGAAGCUGCAAUUUGGUAGUCAGCCACAGGUCUACAAUGACUUCUUGGAUAUUAUGAAGGAAUUUAAAUCUCAAAGUAUUGACACUCCAGGAGUGAUCAGCCGUGUGUCUCAGCUCUUCAAGGGUCACCCUGACUUAAUCAUGGGUUUCAACACUUUCUUGCCACCUGGCUACAAAAUUGAGGUGCAGACGAAUGAUAUGGUGAAUGUGACGACACCAGGACAGGUUCACCAGAUCCCCACUCAUGGCUUGCAGCCCCAGCCUCAGCCCCAGCCCCAACAUCAGUCGCAGCCUUCGGCGCAGUCAACCCCAACACCAGCACAGCCAGCGCCGCAGCCACCACCUGCCAAAAUCAGUAAGCCAUCUCAGAUGCAGGCACAUACUCCCGCCAGCCAGCAAACUCCCCCAAUCCCACCAUAUGCAUCACCGCGCUCUCCGCCGGUCCAACCUCACACACCUGUGACAAUUCCACUGGGAACUACCCCGUCCUUGCAGAACAAUCAGCCUGUUGAGUUUAAUCAUGCCAUCAACUAUGUCAACAAGAUCAAGAAUCGAUUCCAGGGUCAGCCAGACAUCUACAAAGCCUUCCUGGAGAUCCUCCAUACGUAUCAGAAAGAGCAGCGGAACGCCAAGGAGGCAGGGGGUAACUACACGCCGGCUCUGACGGAGCAGGAGGUGUACGCGCAGGUGGCGCGCCUCUUCAAGAACCAGGAGGAUCUGCUCUCAGAGUUCGGGCAGUUCCUGCCUGAUGCCAACAGCUCUGUGCUGUUAAGUAAAACAACUGCAGAGAAAGUGGAAUCUGUAAGAAAUGACCAUGGUGGUACAGUGAAGAAGCCACAGCUCAACAACAAGCAGCAGAGACCCAACCAGAAUGGCUGUCAGAUACGACGGCACUCGGGAACCGGAGCAACCCCUCCAGUGAAGAAAAAACCGAAGCUGCUUGGUUUAAAAGACCAGUCUUUGGCAGAAGCCAGCAAGCAUGGUGUGGGAACAGAAUCCCUGUUCUUUGAGAAGGUCCGCAAAGCUCUGCGUAGCACGGAGGCGUAUGAAAACUUUCUUCGCUGCCUGGUUAUUUUCAACCAGGAGGUGAUCUCCCGGGCUGAGCUUGUGCAGCUAGUUUCUCCAUUCCUGGGGAAAUUCCCAGAAUUGUUCACUUGGUUUAAAAACUUUCUGGGGUAUAAAGAGUCUGUUCACAUGGAGACGUAUCCAAAGGAACGGGCUACUGAGGGGAUUGCCAUGGAGAUAGACUAUGCCUCCUGUAAAAGACUGGGCUCCAGCUACCGAGCCUUGCCCAAGAGCUACCAGCAACCCAAGUGCACAGGGCGGACUCCACUGUGUAAAGAGGUUUUGAAUGAUACCUGGGUCUCCUUCCCUUCCUGGUCUGAAGAUUCCACAUUUGUUAGCUCCAAGAAGACACAAUAUGAAGAGCACAUCUACAGGUGCGAGGAUGAGCGUUUUGAGCUGGAUGUUGUCUUGGAGACCAACCUGGCAACAAUCCGUGUCCUUGAGGCAAUCCAAAAGAAACUGUCACGCUUGUCUGCUGAAGAGCAAGCCAAAUUCCGACUGGACAACACUCUAGGUGGCACUUCGGAGGUGAUCCACCGCAAGGCUCUGCAGAGGAUAUACGCUGACAAAGCAGCUGACAUCAUUGAUGGCCUUCGGAAGAACCCAUCUGUUGCUGUUCCCAUCGUGCUGAAAAGGUUAAAGAUGAAAGAGGAAGAAUGGCGAGAAGCCCAGAGGGGAUUUAAUAAAGUCUGGCGAGAGCAGAAUGAGAAAUAUUACCUGAAAUCCUUGGACCACCAAGGCAUCAACUUCAAGCAGAAUGAUACCAAGGUCCUGAGGUCAAAGAGUCUCCUCAAUGAGAUUGAAAGCAUCUAUGAUGAGAGACAAGAACAGGCUUCAGAAGACAAUGCUGGAGUACCCACAGGCCCACACCUAUCGUUAGCCUAUGAAGACAAGCAGAUCCUGGAAGAUGCUGCCUCUCUCAUCAUCCACCAUGUGAAACGACAGACAGGAAUCCAGAAAGAAGACAAGUACAAAAUCAAGCAGAUUAUGUAUCACUUCAUUCCAGACCUGCUGUUUGCUCAGCGAGGUGAACUCUCAGAUGUGGAAGAGGAAGAAGAGGAAGAAAUGGAUGUGGAUGAAGCUACUGGGGCUGCAAAAAAGCACAAUGGUGUUGGAGGCAGUCCUCCCAAAACCAAGCUGAUGUUCAAUAACACAACAGCCCAGAAGCUGCGGGGCAUGGAUGAGGUCUACAAUCUCUUCUAUGUGAACAACAACUGGUACAUAUUCAUGCGACUGCAUCAGAUCCUGUGCUUGCGGCUGCUGAGGAUCUGCACCCAGGCUGAGCGGCAAAUCGAAGAGGAGACACGGGAAAGGGAGUGGGAAAGGGAAGUGCUAGGCAUAAAGCGAGACAAGAGCGACAGUCCUGCAAUCCAGCUGCGACUGAAGGAGCCUAUGGAUAUUGAUGUUGAGGAUUAUUACCCAGCAUUCCUGGACAUGGUGCGCAAUCUCCUGGAUGGGAACAUGGACUCGUCGCAGUACGAGGACUCCCUGCGCGAAAUGUUCACCAUUCAUGCCUACAUCGCCUUUACCAUGGACAAGCUAAUUCAGAGCAUUGUUCGACAGCUCCAACAUAUAGUGAGCGACGAGAUCUGCGUGCAGGUAACAGAUCUCUACCUGUCAGAGAAUAACAAUGGAGCAACUGGAGGCCUUCUCGCUUCUCAGUCUUCUCGUACUCUUCUGGAGGCCACAUAUCAGCGCAAAGCUGAGCAGCUCAUGUCGGAGGAGAACUGUUUCAAGUUGAUGUUCAUUCAGAGCAGAGGUCAAGUUCAGUUAACCAUUGAACUGCUGGACACAGAAGAGGAGAACUCUGAUGACCCAGUAGAAGCAGAGCGCUGGUCAGACUACGUGGAGCGGUACGUCAACUCUGAUUCUACCUCCCCUGAGCUCCGGGAGCACCUGGCCCAGAAACCAGUCUUCCUGCCCAGGAAUCUGAGGCGGAUCCGUAAGUGUCAGCGUGGUCGGGAGCAGCAGGAGAAGGAAGGGAAGGAGGGAAACAGUAAGAAGUCCAUGGAGAACGUGGAGAGCUUGGACAAGCUGGAGUGUAAAUUCAAGCUGAACUCCUAUAAGAUGGUGUACGUGAUCAAAUCGGAGGAUUACAUGUACAGGAGGACCGCUCUGCUGCGGGCUCAGCAGUCCCACGAAAGAGUGAGCAAGCGGCUGCACCAGCGGUUCCAGGCGUGGGUGGACAAAUGGACCAAGGAGCACGUGACCCGCGAGAUGGCAGCCGAGACGAGCAAGUGGCUAAUGGGCGAAGGCUUGGAGGGCUUGGUGCCCUGCACCACCACCUGUGACACAGAGACCCUGCACUUUGUGAGCAUUAACAAGUACCGCGUCAAAUAUGGCACAAUAUUCAAGACGCCGUAAACGCCCUGGGCGAGGGAAGACCCCGGGAUAUGUGUGUGUGCGUGUGUGUGUGUGUGCGCAUCAAGGAAACGAGGAAGAUGCCUUUCUCCCCUCACUGUGUAUCUCCGUAACAUGGCCACUUGACUAGUGGGUGGCUGGUACAACCUGUCACCAGCGGGAUUCUCCGUAGGAAUGCGGAUCUCCGCCGACACGUGCUGGGACUUGUCGGCCUUUCGACUUCAGCAUGUGCCGCGGAGGGAAGGACCCGUCUCCGAGCUGAGCCAUCCCAGAGGAACACAACUAGCUCGUACACACCAGCAGUGUUGAGGCUUAAUUCCCCGGAGGCCUGAGCAUCGAGGGAAGAGGAACGGAGGCUCGCCGUGACCGGAGCAGAGCGGUGCGUUUCCAAGCCGCCCGCUUGGGUGCGCGUCACCAACCCCAGAGGUGCCCGUCACGACUGGCGUCUCCUCUGCUACCGUGCUGCGAGUUUGCUAGGAGCUGGCGCGGGGCCCCAGGCCCUCUCGCAGCCCGACGCCACCCCGCCGAGCUGACCUCGGUUCCGUGCUUCCCUCUCCUCCCUCCCAUGCUGGACUCAACCAGUGCAGAUUGGUCUGUCCUUUCUAGUGCCAGUGGAACUGUUUUUUGUACCUGCUUGUUUACUAGUCUCUCCUAGUGCCAUGCACCAGCUUUUCACACACGUCCGUACACACACACACACCACAGAAAACAACACGAUUUUAACAUGUUCCCCUCCUUUUUUUGUAAAUAAAUGUACAAAUUGUCAAAUUUUUUUUGUUUUUUAUUAAAGGAAGUAUGCUUGAUGUGCUAGCAUAACUGUACUAGCUUCUUGUGUACCAUAGUACCAGGUGGCUUGAGAAUUAGUACCUACAGACAGACCUACGAAGGCAUUUAUUACACUUUUUACCAAAGGGAGUUAUCAUUGUAGUGCUUUUGUGUGGAAACUUUUCUCUCCUUUUUUUGUAAAUAAAAAUGUCUUUGUUCUUAC
Molecule: messenger RNA, 4917 nt
Organism: Rhea pennata
Lineage: Eukaryota; Metazoa; Chordata; Aves; Rheiformes; Rheidae
Gene: SIN3A
Product: SIN3 transcription regulator family member A
Exons: 21
Coding region: 108-3932 (1274 amino acids)
Biological process (GO): negative regulation of transcription by RNA polymerase II
Cellular component (GO): Sin3-type complex; chromatin
Molecular function (GO): transcription corepressor activity
Source: RefSeq, a predicted model, not a curated record